Plectropomus leopardus (leopard coralgrouper) is the source of this 1130-nucleotide messenger RNA. RefSeq names its product coiled-coil domain containing 124 (gene ccdc124). The record is from RefSeq and is a predicted model, not a curated record. NCBI's taxonomy places the organism in Eukaryota, Metazoa, Chordata, Actinopteri, Perciformes, Serranidae. Gene Ontology annotation, biological process: transcription by RNA polymerase II. Gene Ontology annotation, molecular function: transcription coactivator activity. Gene Ontology annotation, cellular component: nucleus.
GCUAGUUUCAGAGAGGAGGUGGCAGACAGAUGCCUCUUCGAAACAGUCAACAGUCGUCCACUUACGACCAGUUUUUCCUCUCUUACUGCUGAGGAGCAGCUGUUGGGAUGCCAAAGAAGUUCCAAGGUGAGAACUCCAAGGCGGCCACAGCCAGAGCCCGCAAGGCUGAGGCCAAGGCGGUGGCAGACGCCAAGAAGAAGCAGCAGGAAGAGGAUGCUCUGUGGCAGGAAACAGACAAACAUGUACUCAAAAAAGAGCAGAGAAAGGAUGACAAGGAAAAGAAGAGACUCGAGCUUCUGGAGAGGAAAAAGGAAAACCAGCGUCUUCUGGAAGAGGAGAACUCCAGCAUAAAAGGCAAAUCCCAGAAAGAGGCUGGAUCUGGAGGAAAAGUGACUCGUGCUCAGAUCGAGGAAGUACUUCAGAAUGAGCUACAGCAACAGCAAGAGCAACAGCUCAAGCCACAAGAGAAGAGCCAUCUGGAGACUCCACUGGAGGAGAAUGUGAACAGAAUUAUCCCGGAUGAAGGAACUGUGGAAGCCAGAACAAUAGAAGACGCCAUUGCGGUGCUCAGUACUGGGCCUGAGGACGUGGACCACCACCCAGAGCGGAGGAUGAAAGCAGCAUUUGCUGCCUUUGAGGAGGCCAACAUGCCUCGCCUCAAAAAGGAGAACCCCAACAUGAGGCUGUCGCAGCUCAAGCAGCAGUUAAAGAAGGAGUGGAUGAAGUCGCCAGAGAACCCCCUGAACCAACGCUUUGCUUCCUACAACUCAAAGUGAAUGCACUGUUUCUCCCCUUAACUCCAUUUAAAAACUACCUGCCUCUGCACAUGGAAGACUUCCAUCGAAAAAUUGAAUAAUUUUAUUUCAAAGUGAGAAAAGUUGCUGAUGAGAUCUUCACCACUUCCCACCCAAAAACAAUCUCUACAAUGCCAGAUCACUAGCAAGGAGAAGCUUAAUAUCCUCCGCUAUCAGGGUCACAAGUGAUCACAGUGUCUGUGCACGUGGCUUCUUACUUGGCACUUCAGCGUUCAAUGAAUUUAACUUCAUCAUCUUUUUUUCUAGCACGUCUGGGGAGGUGGGAAGCCAGAUGUUUUGAGAGUAACUUAUUAAAGUUCACCGCUCAAUCAUCAA